This is a messenger RNA of Pseudogymnoascus destructans, 1782 nucleotides long. RefSeq lists its product as uncharacterized. Bases 454 to 1572 code for a protein of 372 amino acids. NCBI's taxonomy places the organism in Eukaryota, Fungi, Ascomycota, Leotiomycetes, Thelebolales, Thelebolaceae. The transcript is spliced from 4 exons. The record is from RefSeq and is a predicted model, not a curated record.
AGUACGGCUGAAGUUGUGGGGGAGGAGGCUGGGAGCGGGCUGAAUGAGAGAAAAGGGGUAUACGGAGUAUAUACAGUAUGUUAGGCAGGUGCUUCGGCUUUGGUCCAACCCCUAGUCUGCUUUCCACGCGGGGACUUGCCUGUGCUGGCACAAUUGGAACCGGUCUCGCCGGGCUGAAGAUGGGUAAGAGAGUUUGCCGACUCGGUGAUGGCAAGUUAAUGGUAAUGGCCAACGUUUUAUUAUUGCCGUAGAAGAUUGUCAGUGGCGCUUGGCUGGUAGUACGGGCCAACGACAAGCUGAGCUGGAACAACAUUUUCCCGAUCGCCACCCAGGUCCUAAGCUACCGAUCUGACGCAGGUGACGCCCUGCUGUGCGACUCGGAAACAGCCCACGCAUCACCACCACUAGGUUGAGGACAGAACAAAGGAUAAGGAAGCUAUUCAUUCACUCUGCAUGACCUCUGUCCGAACGACAGUACCGGUAUUAUCACCAUUGCCAAGCAAGAACGCAAGAUCACACAUACCCACCUACCAACCUACAACAACAGCCCACACAAUGGCACCACCAGGCCGCACCUCCCCGCCACCCGCGGGGUCCAACUCAGACACCACGCCUGUGCCCGCGAACUCGGGAUCGCCAUCAGAUAACACCGCUACAGCACAAGAUGCGCCUCCCUCCCCGCGCGCGGGAUCAGUGUCCGCGGCCACGACGUCGUUGCAGGCUACUGCGGCCGUGAAUGCCGGGUUAGCGCAGGAGGACUCCCGACGCUCCUCCAUCUCCUCAUCACGCCACACCAGCCGCCGCCGCUCAACAGUCCUCAUGAACCUCGCGCACAACAACCCGAGCGUGCCGGCGCCGGGCGAGAUGGUGCACGAGCCGCAUGCGCAGACGGGGUUGGAGGCGUCGCCGAGGCUUGGGGCUGCGGGGGGGGUUGGGGUGGGGGAUCCGCAUCAUUUGAGGAAUCCGAGUUUGGGGGAGAUUCAUCAGGAGUUGGAACAAGAGCAAGAGGCGCAGGUUAACCGCCUCCUCCAAAUGAUCCGCGUCCAACAACACCAACUCCAAUCCCUCCGCGCCACCUCCAGCCUCUCCCCCACCACCUCCGCAACCGACGACUUCUUCCCCUCCGAGCCCGUAACCACAACCGGCACCACCUCCUCCUCCGCCCUCGCCACCCCUCUGUCCAUCCCGCGCUCCCCAACUUAUUCGAUGAGCGCGGGCGUGGGCCAGCACCCGCGCAGCUCGUUUGAUCUCGCGCGCGCGGAUUUGCAGAGGAGAGAAAGAUCGAGGACACCGAGUCGCCAUGCGAGUCCGAGACAGGGGUCGACGGCGGGGUUGGCGGAGGAGGGGUUGGGGAGGGAUGAGAGUGCGUUUUAUCAGGCGGAGACGCAUAUGCUUGUUAGGGAGAAUCAGAUGCUUAGGUUGAGGAUUAGGGAGUUGGAGAGGCAGGUAGCCGAAACCAGCGCCCACUCGACACUGACGCGCGAGCCUAGCUUGCCAUCCAAUCUGCUGGUUGAGCGGAGCGAGGCGGAUGUUACCCCGCGACCUCAGCAGACGGAAGAGAAGACCGAGUAAGCGGGCGCUUUCGAUUUCAAAUUUGACGCUGCUGGGUUGGGAAGGGGAGGCUUGCUUGGUUUUUUGUGCUUGUAGGAACAUCAGUUGGGGAUACUGCUGGCGUUUGGUUUUGAGUUUGGGGGAAGGAUAUGGGCUGGGACUAGACGGGGGAAGAUGCGGAAGUGUAAUUGUAGGGUUGGGCGCACUCGCUACUUUGACUUGGGAAUACAG